UUUGAACUGGAUUUGUUCGAAAAGUUGGGAGGAAAAUGAAACGUGGGAGCAGAAGAACAAUCCGCCUGCGUAGCUGUGCCGCUUCCUGCUGGGACACGAUCGAGAUAUAGGACGGGACCAAACAUGAUUAAACACAAUACAAUAUGCAGCGAUCGCAUGCUGAUUCCUCUUAAAUUGAUCUCCAAACUCCCAGUAAACAAGUCCGCGGGCCUCAAACCUGCAUCCGGUGCCGCCAUUUUCCAGCCCGCGUUCAAACAAACGCUGGACAACAGCAAAUGGCAAGCGAGCUUUGGUAGCUGCACGCGGAGGCCAGCAGCACAGCAGCGGCACCAAGUUGCCCGCGGCAGGUCGUCGUCUCACGUGGCAUCUUACUUGUCCUCGCGGCCCCAGCCCAGAUCCCACCGUUGGCCAAUGGCGCCGCUCCUCCCUGCCCGGGUCAACUCCCCGUGCCUCCCACCCGGCCACCGUGCCAUUGCCGUCGCCAUCGUCGCCUCUCCGGCAACCCCACGAGCAUGAGCCCACCGUUUCGCCAUGGGCCCGUCGCCGAUGCGUCCUCCCUUCCUCCUCUCCCUCCUCCUCCUGCUUCUCCUCGGCGACGUCGCUCAAGCCGGCACGGUGGCCACGGAGCUCAUCGCCCCGGACUUCGAGGCGUCGUUCCUCCUCUUCGUGGACACCGUGGGCGUGUUCCUCCGGUCCAGCAACGGCGCCUUCGAGGCCGCCGUGUACAACCCGGCGGCGCAGCAGGACCGGUACUACCUCGCCGUGCUCCACGCACCGUCCAAGACCUGCGUCUGGGCCGCCAACCGCGCCGCGCCCAUCACCGACCGCACCGCGCUCGUGCGCCUCACCUCCCAAGGCGUCUCCGUCGAGGACGCCAACGGGACGGCUAUCUGGUCCACCCCGCCGUUCGGGUCCGCCGUGGCCGCGCUCCGGCUCGCCGACACCGGCAACCUCGCGCUGCUCGACGCGGCCAACGCCACGCUCUGGCAGUCCUUCGAUGUCCCCACUGACACGCUCGUGUCGUCCCAGCGGCUCCCCGUUGGAGGAUUCCUGGCGUCGGCGGCUUCGGCGUCGGACUUGGCGGAAGGGGAUUACCGCCUCAACGUGACUUCGGGCGACGCCGUGCUGUCCUGGACGAUGGGGUCGUCCUUAUACUGGCGGAUGUCCAACGAUGCAAGCUUCGUCAAGGACCGCGACGGCGCCGUGGCUUACAUGGCCGUGAACGGCACCGGGAUUUUCCUCCUAGCUAAGGACGGCACCGUCAUCGUCCAGGCCGCAGCCAUGGCGCCAGCCGGGCUCCGUGUCGUGCAGCUGAGCGUGGACGGGAAGCUGCAGAUCAAGAACUUCGCGUCCGCGAACUCGUCUUCCUCUCCCACGGACGGCGGGUUCGUGGCGCCGAGCAGGGCGUGCGACCUGCCGCUGUCCUGCGGCCCGCUCGGGCUCUGCACGCCCAGCGGCAACGCCUCCGGCUGCACGUGCCCGCAGCUGUUCGCGGCGGCGCAUGACAGCGGCUGCGCGCCGUCCGAUGGCUCCUCCACGCUGCUCCCCGCCGGCGCCGGCGCCUCCUGCGGCGGCAGCGGCAAUGGCGACCGCGGCAUCUCGUACCUCAGCCUGGGCAAUGGCGUCGCGUACUACGCCAACAAGUUCUCGCUGCCGGCCACGGCCGGCUCCAACGCGUCGUCGUGCCAGGCGCUCUGCACGGCCAACUGCUCCUGCCUCGGCUACUUCUACGACCACUCCUCCUUGUCCUGCUACCUGGCGCGUGACCAGCUAGGCUCCUUCACAAACACCAACUCCACCAAUGGCGCCCACAGCAUGUCGGGCUACGUCAAGGUCCAGAGCUCGCGUCCCCAGGGGUCAUCCUCGUCAGACAGUUCCUCCUCCAGCAAGACACUCAUCGCCAUCCUGCUCCCAACGAUCAUCGCAUUCGUGCUAAUCGUCAUCAUCGGCGCCAUCGUCGUCGUGUCAUGGCGCAAGGAGAAGCGGCGCGAGGGAAGGCGGUCCUCCAGGGACGUGCAGCUCCGGCGGCAGCGCUCGCCAGGGUCAGCCUCGGCGCACCUCGUGCAGGACCUCCAGGACAUGGACGGCGACGACGACGACGACAUCGUGAUCCCGGGCCUCCCAACUCGCUUCACGCACUCGGAGAUCGAGGACAUGACAAACAGCUUCCGUGUCAAGAUCGGGGCCGGCGGGUUCGGCGCCGUGUACAAGGGCGAGCUGCCCGACGGGUCCCUGGUGGCCGUGAAGAAGAUCGAGGGCGUCGGGAUGCAGGGGAAGCGCGAGUUCAUGACGGAGAUCGCCGUCAUCGGCAACAUCCACCACGUGAACCUGGUCCGGCUCAGAGGCUUCUGCACGGAAGGCCAGCGGCGGCUGCUGGUGUACGAGUUCAUGAACCGGGGAUCCCUCGAGCGGCCCUUGUUCCGGCCCACGGGCCCGCCGCUGGAGUGGAAGGAGCGGAUGGACAUCGCCGUGGGCGCCGCCAGGGGGCUGGCAUACCUCCAUUUUGGAUGCAACCAGAGGAUCAUCCACUGCGACGUGAAGCCGGAGAACAUCCUCCUGGCCGACGGGGGGCAGGUGAAGAUCGCCGACUUCGGGCUCGCCAAGUUCCUCAGCCCGGAGCAGUCGGGACUCUUCACGACGAUGCGUGGCACGCGGGGCUACCUGGCCCCGGAAUGGCUCACCAACACGGCCAUUACCGACCGGACAGACGUCUACGGCUUCGGCAUGGUGCUCCUGGAGCUCGUCCACGGCCGCAAGAACCGUAGCGAGCACGUCAGCGACGGCAUGGCAAGCGGCGAGGACUCCUCCAACGGGAGCUCGUCGCGUGGCGCGGCGAGGAGCAAUAACGACUACUUCCCUUUGGCGGCUUUGGAGGCGCACGAGGCGGGGCGGUACGCGGAGCUGGCGGACCCGCGGCUGGAGGGGAAAGUGGUGGCGAAGGAAGUGGAGAGGAUGGUGAAAGUGGCGCUGUGCUGCCUGCACGAGGACCCGGGGACGCGGCCCAGCAUGGCGGUCGUGGCCGGCAUGCUCGAGGGCACCAUGGAGCUCGGCGAGCCCCGCGCGCAGGCGCUCGGCUUCCUCCGGCUCUACGGCCGCGGACACGCCGGGCCGUCCGACGGCAACAUGAAGCAGGUGGUGGGGAUGGGAAUGGGGACCUCCGUGGGGGAUCGGAACCGGUCGGAGACCACGCAGACGACCAUGAGUGGCUGGCCGUCGUACAUGUCGUCGUCGCAGCUCUCCGCCCCCAGAUAGCACGCUUGGCUAGUCUCCUUGGCUAGUAGAUGAUCCGAUUUUACUUUUCUAGCGCUAGUUUGUUGUAUUUUGGCUGGUUCCUUGGUAGAACAGGGCAGAGGGAUUGAUCUGUAUUUCCGCGGUUUUGUUGUAUUGUGCUUUUUUUGGUGAGAUUUCCGACUCCUUGAAAAUGGGAGUAGGAACAAGAGGUUGAGGGAACAAAAAAUAGGAAUUGAACAAUCGUUUUUGGGAUGGCCGACACGUCCAAUUUUUGGGGAGAAUCUUCAUUCUGCAGA
Brachypodium distachyon (stiff brome) is the source of this 3527-nucleotide messenger RNA. Its product is annotated as G-type lectin S-receptor-like serine/threonine-protein kinase At5g35370. The coding region runs from base 532 to 3252 and encodes 906 amino acids. Lineage: Eukaryota; Viridiplantae; Streptophyta; Magnoliopsida; Poales; Poaceae. The record is from RefSeq and is a predicted model, not a curated record. The transcript has a single exon. Gene Ontology annotation, biological process: protein phosphorylation. Gene Ontology annotation, molecular function: ATP binding; protein serine/threonine kinase activity.